AAAAAACUCAGUCUUCCUGUUUGCAUAUGCUGGCGUCUUCGUUCUACUCAAAUGACGUAAGCCAGUUCCGUCCCACCCACAAUGCAACGAGGACAAACCCAGGGAAACAACCAACAACAAAAGAAAGGGCUGGUGCUGACAGCGGAGAACGAAUAUGACACAUAAAACAAAAAUACCAAAAUUAUAGUUACUUAUGUAAAUGAAACAGACUAACGUUGUACUAGAAAAUAGCUAGUAAGGCUGUCCGAUUUCUAAAGGGCUGUUUGUUUGGAAGGAAGAAAAACACUGACGUUAGCCCACCGCUGCUCGCCUUAAUGUAACAACGUCUAAAAGUUGAUCGGAUGAAAGAGUCAAGUGUGGAGCAGCCUAGUGCUGUCAACAAGGCCAACACUGAGGACGAUGGCAUGUCUUGGUGGUACAGAUGGCUCUGCAAGAUCGCUGGUGUCAUCGGCGGAAUCUCCUGUGCUGUGGCAGGAGUGUGGAACUGUGUCACUGUCAACCCCCUGAACAUCGCAGCGGGUGUGUGGAUGGUAUUGAAUGCCUGUGUGCUGUUCCUGUGCGAGGUUCCUUUCUGCUGUCAGUUCAUUGAGUUUGCCAACGCCGUGGCAGCCCGAGCUGACCGGCUCAAACCCUGGCAGAAAGCAUUCUUCUACUGCGGGAUGGCACUGUUUCCCGUCUUUCUGAGUCUGUCUAUCACCACGUUAUUUGGGAACGCAAUCGCCUUUGCAACAGGAGUCCUGUAUGGCCUGGCUUCACUGGGGAAGAAGGGAGAUGCUGUGAGUUAUGCUCGACUCCAGCAUCAGAAACCGGGGGAUGAGGAGAAGCUAACAGGGACGACCGAUGGGGAGGCACAGUGACGCCCCUCCGCACACCAUCAUGUUGGGAACACAUCCCAAUGACCCCUCUCUCAGCUGCUGAUUCUAGAUCCUAAUGUAGAAUAGUACACUGGAUAGCUGCUCAUGUUGAUUCAGUCUCACGUCAGAACUGUUUCAUUUCUGUUACUGAUUUUAUUUCUUUUGCCGAAACACACCUUCUGUACUGCCUGGGAACUGUAAUGGGGGAGGGUUCUUUUCUCAAGGGGUUUCAGCCGUAUCCAAAUGUGUGGUACUUAUGAGUGGGAAAAUAUGCUUUUUAAAUUAUGUUCUAUUUAACAUUGCUAUGCUUUUUUGUGUGCCUUUUUGAUUUAUUUUUUUUUUCAUUUUGAGGUUUUAUGAGGAAAAGGCUACUGUGUCUUUAACACAGAAUGUUUAUGUAUACUUCAGGUUGCUGGUAUUAUCCAAAGGUAUUGAAGAUGUUAUGGAAAAAGACAAUAUUAUUGACCAUGAUGUUUGUUUAAGCAAAGUCAUUGGAUGCUAUUGGGCAGGAAAUGUGAAUGAACAGUUUUGGUGAUUCAGCAAAAUAAUUCUUAAUGUAUUUAUUGUGACCAUGGCUUUCUGUACAGCAAGUGAUGGUACUUUUAAUUUAGUUUUUUUUUUCUUCUUGAAAAGACAAUGCAUGUUUGGGUAUUAAGGCAAAACGAAUAUAUACCUACAAUAUAUUAACCACAGGAACAAAAAAUAAGAGCUUUCUCAUUGCAUGGGUAAAAUCUUUGCUAAAUCUCUAUUUUGUGAACUUAUGUCCUACUUGAUACUUAACUCAAAGGCCAGUGGUGAAGCUGAAGUGUGGUUGUGGUUUUUUGUGUGGCAUAAUACAAACAAGAAUGGUUAAUUUUCUGCUAUGUAGCUCCAAAAAUAUGCCUAAUCAUUUCCUGUUUUUUUCAUUCUUAAUCAGUCAGUCUGGGACAAUUUAUCCUUUACAGUGUGAUGUUGCUUGACUUGAAAGCCCCUCUCCAAGACUUUUGCCAGGCAAGAUUUCUAUGGUUUUUGAUUCAGGGACGUAUUUGUGUGUCUGGCAUGUGUAGUGGAAAAAUGUUUAAUCAUGGCCUAGUCCUCCAGGUUAUAAGGAGAAGAAGCAACAUGUGAACCUGGACAGACUAUGUCUUUACAUUGUCUGGAUGGCCAAUUGGUAGUGAAAUUAAAAUUUUGUCAGAGCUGAUAUUUUCAUUUUCUCUCCUGUAACAUUCCUCCUGUCAUGUUUGCACUGUAUACAGUAUUUAUUAGCCGGUAGUGGAGGUGUGUACAUGGCCACCUUUUACAGCAAAAUGGAUUCAAAAUAACAGUGACAAAGCAGCUGCUGGCACAACCCAUCUUUUUUUCUUUGGAUCACCAACCUAGUUCAGCUUUCAGCACUAAUAUCAAUAUCAGAAUGCUGGGCUGAAGGUUGCGCUGUAAACUGGAACUCAUCAGGCACAUCCAUAAAUGGUGUUUGCAGGGUUAUUUUAAGAAGAAAAAUGCUUAUGACCCUUACAGUAAGGAUCAUUUAACGCACCAGCUUCUGUACAUACAUUACAUUCACCACCAGCAAACAGUAUACUGUAAAGUUACUGCAUAAUCUAUAUAGAAAAAGUGAUAUUUGACACCCAACAUACCAAGGUUGUAAAUAAAGUUAAAUGACUGACUGUAUAGACACUUUCUCUGUCUGACAAUGCCUGAUUACAGCUCUUCGAUGCUUUGGUGUGUUUGACCGCUGUGUUUAUUCCAUUAACACUAGUAUUCAGUGAAUGAAGACUGUUAGGCACUCUAGCAUCACAUGUCCAGUACCUUUUCAUUUCAACUAGUCAGAUGAAAUGCUUUUACAGGUAUGUGUACAUUGGUACUGCUAUACACAUAACUGUCUGUGAAUGGUUGGAGAGAUGAAAUGGUUGUUAUAUUUUAUCAGCAUUCUAAUUGGUCUAAACUCAAACUGUGGCCCAUUUGGACAAAUUAAUUAGGACUUUAAUCCAUUGUAAUGGAAUACAAUGUCCCACCCUCAACUUCUGUUUUUGUGUUCUGAGCCUUGGAUUGUUGUAAAGGGUGUGUGUGUACCAUCACAUAGUAAGGCUAUUUCGGUUUGGUUGUUUUUUUGUGCUUUGUUUUGGGAUAAUGAACUUGAAAAGCUAAUAAACAGUGCUUGUUUAUCAGUGUUUUGUUUUCCUAUAUGAAAAAUAAACACCUUUCUACAUGA
Molecule: messenger RNA, 3042 nt
Organism: Anguilla rostrata (American eel)
Lineage: Eukaryota; Metazoa; Chordata; Actinopteri; Anguilliformes; Anguillidae
Gene: cacfd1
Product: calcium channel flower domain containing 1
Exons: 6
Coding region: 342-857 (171 amino acids)
Biological process (GO): vesicle-mediated transport
Cellular component (GO): membrane
Source: RefSeq, a predicted model, not a curated record